AAAAAUACCACCCACAAAUCCAUAAAAGAGACAACAAUCUCUCUCUUUCUCUCUCACACACACAUAUACACAGAGAUACACACUGUUUAAGAAGUUGCCUUCUUCCCCUUUUCUGGUUAUUCUUUUCUCAUUUCCAUACAGCCAUGGCAAAGACCUCUAUGCACUUUCAUUGGUCAAAUAAGGUCAGCAAUGAAGAUCAAGAAACCCCAACACCCAUCAAUCCUUGCCAUAAACCCAACGUCAGCCACGCUGAACCUCACAAACCACCACCACCAACUCCGUCACCCCUACCAAGAAAGAAACUCCAAGCUGUAACAGUUGCUAGAUUCCGCUCAGUUCUUACCGCUAUCAGGCAAAACAGAGCAAACCUUCAAAACACUCUUGGCCCUAAAGUUGUCGGAACCCUAUUUGGAUCCCGGCGAGGCCACGCCUACUUCGCAUUCCAGAAAAACCCCACCGCCCAACCAGCUUUUUUGAUCGAGCUUCAGACACCAAUUAGUGGUCUUGUUAAAGAAAUGGCUUCUGGGCAAGUUCGAAUCGCAUUGGAAUGUGAUAAAGAAGAAGAGAAGACGAAAAAGGUGGGUAAUUCAAGAAAGCUUUUGGAAGAGCCUGUUUGGAGGACUUAUUGCAACGGGAAGAAGUGCGGGUUCGCCGUGAAAAGAGAGUGCGGAGAAAAAGAAUGGAGAGUUCUUAAAGCGGUGGAGCCGAUAUCAAUGGGGGCUGGGGUGUUGCCGGCGGAGAAAACAGUCGCCGGAGAAGAUGAAGAAACCAUGUACAUGAGAGCGAAAUUUGAGAGAGUUAUGGGGUCAAGAGAUUCAGAAGCUUUCUAUAUGACGAAUCCUGAUAGCAAUGGUGCUCCUGAACUUAGUGUUUAUUUGCUCAGAGUUUAAGAAUUCAAUGCAGAAUUUGGAAACUAAGUCUAAGUUUUAGUUCUUAAUUUGUAGCAUGAGAAUAUUUCUUUUUCUCUUUUUCUUUCUUCUUCUUAUUAAAAAUGGAAAAGGAUGAGUUGCUUGUAAUUUGUAGUUUUUGAGGGGAAUGGGAUACAUAUUAUUAACCAAA
This is a messenger RNA of Lactuca sativa (garden lettuce), 1059 nucleotides long. RefSeq names its product protein MIZU-KUSSEI 1. NCBI's taxonomy places the organism in Eukaryota, Viridiplantae, Streptophyta, Magnoliopsida, Asterales, Asteraceae. The record is from RefSeq and is a predicted model, not a curated record. Gene Ontology annotation, biological process: hydrotropism.